CUCUGCCCGGUUUCAGCACCCUGUUCAAACUAAAAUAGGAUCCACAUUUUCAGUUGUACCUUGUCUCGUCCAGUGCCAUGCAGCCCCGCACCAUCUCCGAUCUCCAUGCGUUCUUGUCGUCCUCGAACCCCGACCGGCCUCGCUUAUGCCCUGAGCCGAUUUCGCUCGGCAACAGACUCGUGCUUCGGCGCGCAACGCCCGCCGACAAGGACGCCCUUGUCGCUUUCAAUGGCACGGCCCACGGCCACAUGACCAAAUUUGGCGGCUGGACCAAAGACCGGUUCGAAGCCCAGGACGGGUCGGGCGUCUUGCCUCCGAAAGCCGGUCCCGAGUCCUUUACUGUCAUUGUCGACACGUCCAAGAACGACCUCAUCGUCUCGUCUUGCCAAUCGAUUCCGCAAGUGUGGUGCUACGGUAUCCCCAACAAGCGUGACGCACCAUCGUCGCUGCACGUGCCGCUCACUGUCGUCCGCCCGGAAGCCAUCGGAACGCUCGAAGCGUACCGUGGGCGCGGCCUCAUUGCCGAGCAUUUCAAAGUGCACCACGCGUGGGCUGCCGCGCUGCGCUCGGAGCUGCAGUUCAUCGGCGGCAUUCCCAGCUACUACACUCGUUUUGGCUACGAGCUCUGCCCCCGGCGUGGGGUGUCCUACACGGGGCAUCUCGCAAAUAUUCCGCCACUGCACGCUACGGCCGAGCCCGUGCGCUUCCGCAAGGCUACAACCGACGACGUUCCGUUUCUCGAUCGCGUCGCGCGGGCCGCGUCCUUGGCGCGCGAAGGUAUCCACUCGGACGCCGACGCUGCGCAGUGGCGCUUUCUAGUCUCGGAACUCUGGGCCGGCAGCUACGGCACGCGGCCGUUCUACAUCAUCGAGACCAACGACGACGCGUCGCAUCCCAUCGGAUUUGUGCGCCUCAAUCUGCACAAAACCGUGACACGGUUCGAGCUCGACGAGGCGUCCAACGUUCCAAGCAAGCUCUCGUGGGCGGACGUGACGCCGGCGCUGCUUCGGUGGCUCCCGCGCAACUACCUCGACAAUUGCGUCCCGUUCCAGCACCUCGUCGAGUCGCUGGAAGCGCAGGCGACGGGCGCCGACACCGCCGCGAUCGCACCACGGACGCAAGAGCUUCCGGCCAAUUGGAGCUUUACAUUGGAGCUCGGCGGGUGCCACCCAGGGCUGCGCGCGGUGCCAUCGUCGUACGUCCCGAUCCAGACACCGUCGGACCACUGGUACACGCGCAUUCCAUCGUGGACGGCGUUUCUGCGGGCGAUUGCCCCGGUCCUCGAGCACCGGUUGGCGUCCGACGCCGCGUUCUAUGCCGUGUCUCGCACGAUCGUCUUGCAUAAGGCGUUCCGAGUGGUCGGUGGCGGCACGCGGCUGCGCAUCGAAUGCGGGCGCGUCGCGGCGAUCGAUGACAUUCCCCGGGGGGUGUCUGAAAACGACUUGGUGAAAGCCGAGCCUGAUGCGGACCGCGUCUUGCUACCCGGCACGAUCGCGUGCAGCUUGUUUUUGGGCCACCGGACGCUCUCGGAGCUUUUGCACCAACAGCAUCAGGUGCAUGUGAGCGCGCCGCACGUGCCAACACUGCUGGAUGUGCUCUUUCCGCCCAUGGCCAAUGACGAGAUUCAUGGGCUACAAUAGUGUAGACACACUGCACAUUGCAUCUCCACCUUUGAAUUCCAUAAUUGUGAUACACUAACAAAGUCCAAGCUACUGGAUUGACUGAUGAAGAAGGGUAUUGUGCUGUAUUAAACCUACAUUACACUCCAACACCUG
Molecule: messenger RNA, 1775 nt
Organism: Saprolegnia diclina VS20
Lineage: Eukaryota; Oomycota; Saprolegniomycetes; Saprolegniales; Saprolegniaceae
Exons: 1
Coding region: 78-1640 (520 amino acids)
Source: RefSeq, a predicted model, not a curated record